Molecule: messenger RNA, 27297 nt
Organism: Xyrichtys novacula (pearly razorfish)
Lineage: Eukaryota; Metazoa; Chordata; Actinopteri; Labriformes; Labridae
Source: the annotation of a GenBank genome assembly
GAUCUGAGUGGGAGGAAAGCGCGUGCAUCUGCCAGAUGUAGAGCGGUUUUUGGGGGCGGGGUGCAUAAAGGGGUCUGUGGAUAGGCUCGGAUCAAUGAGGCACACAUACAGCUUUAGCAUAGAAACUGCAGGAUAUUUAGACCCGUGCACAGGAGGAGUCCAGGCACAAGUGUGGAGAAGGAGGGCACGUGAGCCGGUAGGGUUUUUAAAUUGAUGUAGCAGAAGCACUAAAGAUGGUGUAGUUAGUCCAAAUCAUGCGUGGAGAAUCGGCUUUUCUUUUCAAAUGAGAGCACUGUUAAUAGUGAGUGUGUGGAAUAGCUGUGAAAUAGCUGUAGUCUGGGCGAAAGUGGGGGUGUAGCUUGUGAGCAUGGUAAUGAGAGAGAGAGAGAGAGGGAGAGAGAGAGAGAGAGGGAGAGGGAGAGGGAGAGACGCGGGUGGACAGUGUGAUGCUGUGUAUUAUCUUCUGUGUAAAUGAGGGUUGUCUUUCCCAGUUCAGGCACCACGGCUUCUCCGCCCUUCCUGCUCGGAUCUGUAGUUUACACGACAACAGCAGGACGCCUCUCGGAUCUCCACUGGACCCAGCGCUGGAUCUCCCACAGCGCUGCUACUGCUGCUUCUGCCUCCGCCGCUGCUGCUGCUGCUGCCUCUGCUGCUCCAUCACCGGCCCCUCAACGCCAAAGGAGGAAGAAGAAGAAGCAGAUCUGAUUUCCUUGCCAUGUGCCGAACGACAUGUAUGUGUUAUUUCAAACGGUGACAGUGUAGGGGAAUGGAGCAGUUGUCAACAAAUUCCUGCAGACGCACCGACGGUGAUACAUUGAAGGCUGUCGUGUAAGGAGAAGACCUUCAUACGCAGCAGCAGCCAAUCCGAAAGACACAUUUUUUUUUCAUUACCAGCGAGACGGACCAGCGGUCAAGUGUCGCCGUCAUGUCAGCCACAACAAUGGGGUAAGUGCGGUUAUUAUCCCACAGGCUGAGUCCCUUAUCACUUCUUUGUGAAUGUAAUCUGCUGCGGAUGAACUUCCCUCACACCACGCAUAAUACCAACACUGACCCAGGUGUAUGCGUAAAAAUGAAUCUUUCAUGGCUCCUGAUGUAUCCAACUAGGUAAGCUGACUAAUAUGUGCGGUUGAGUGGAGAUCUUCUGACGACCUCAAUGUGCUACACACUAAGAAAACCAAUUCAGAGACAUAAAAUGAAGCAAAUAAAUUCCCUUUUUCCCCUUCUGACAAAAUGACACUAAAGGCCCAACAGGCUGACACAAAGAUGCUGGACCAAAAGUUGCUUCAUCAUCAAACUUUUAGGAUUAAAUGUUGGUUGAAUCCGCAGUGUUUCAGAAAGUAAAAGUACCAGUGAUUCCUACAGGGGGGUUUUCUCAAGAGAAGCAGAUUUUUAAUUUCUGAUAUUGCUUGAGAAGAACAAAAGACUGAAUAAAGGUGCUUUUCUUUCUGGGCCCUGUUUCUCAGUGUCAACUCGACUACAUUGUAGACAGUUAUGUAAUUCCGAAAGAAGGCAUGUGCUUCAACAGCAUUUCUUCAUUUCAUUCUCCACAUUGAUCCAAACUCCGAUCUGCUGUACAUUUUGUUCAGUUCGAGGGACAACAUCAUGACAGAAGGAACGAAAUGUUAGCAGCUACACUGCUGCACAGUGCUUCAGUGACAGAAAGUGGCUUCCUGUCUCUAUGGUAGCACAGCGGCUGCUACCUCACACAUCCUCCACAACAUGCAUCCAUCAGUGAUCCGCCUAGUGCGCAGCGCUGCUCAUUUGCAUGUCCCCUAACCCUGAGCUCAGCGGUCCAUUUCCCUUACCAAGCCUGUCGUCCAUUAACAGCUGUCUCCCACUGCUCAUUGUGAUUAAUUGCACAGCAGGAGGUUAACAAUAUGGCACAGGCAUGGUGCGAUUUAGAGGCAUCAGCCAAAACUCCUGCAUUAACUAUUUACAAUACACUGGAGGCCUCCCAGGCGCCCACUCUGCCCUCCUACAGUGUGGGCAGCACAUCAUUCAGCGGUCUCCCACUCAGCUGCAGCUCUCCACUGGGCCCUGCCACACUGGUGACUAACUUACUGUUAUGCAACUGGCUCAAUGACUCAAUUGAUCUACAAUGGAAUAAAUUGUAAACUGGGAUUCAAGCACUCUUCUGCACACAGUGCUUGUCUGAAUAUUUGCAGGUGCAGGUGACAUGAAUGCGUGUAUAACCAUAGGCUUCAGUCUGCUCUGUCUGUGUAACGGUAAAGUCACACAGAUAAAGUCGUAUUUCACCUCCAGCCUGGUGGUUCAAAUCUAAGCCAUUUACAGCGCUAUAGUUGUUUUAGCCCAGAGGAGCACAUUAGAGUUGGACAGUGCUGGAGAUGCCUAUCAACAGUCUCUCUGGUGGGUUUUCACUUCCUUGGGCAAAUACAAUCAAUGCACAGAUGGACUCGUUUCUCUGCCUGUGUCUUUGCGCGUUUGUGUGGGUGUGAGUAAGAAGAGAAAGAGAGAGAUAAUUUGUGUUUACAAGGAAAAUCUCAGGUCAUCUAAGCUUAUUCCAGCAACAUGCAACAGCUGGGAGCUCUUAUUAAUGACCUCUUUCUACCUUAAAUAAGAACUACAUGCCUUCAAGCUCUGCUCAGCUGAAUUAACAAAACGCUCUGGAAUGAAGGACAACUUUCAGACCGAGGCGGGGUGGAGGUGGAGGUAGCGAGGGAGAGUGAGAUAUCCCGAGGUGGACUGUUGAGUAAUACUUCUGUUUCACUGUCAGUGUUUGCACAGAGAAAGGCAGCUGCACAGCCUAAGAUGACAUACUGUGAGCUUAAAACCAAAAUGCAGCCUUUUGGAGUUUAACAUUAGGGAAUAUGCGUGUGUGUCAAUGUGUGUGCCCUCUAAAAACCACUGUUCACAUCUGUGCAUCAAACCCCUUGAGCAAAAGAUGUGCUUUGGACCUCACCUGUUGCCUCUCCUAAAACUACAAAUAUUUGUCUGUGUGGGUUUGUUCAUUUGAAAUAGCCUGUUGGUUCAAUGUUGUCCAAUCAUCAAUAUCCAUGUAAACAUGUAGAUUUGAGAUUUAUGCUAACACGAGUGUGAGGCUUGGUUCACCUUGAUUACAUAACACAGCAAAUAGUGCUUCCUAGCUUAUCAGCAUAUGUUUGUGGGUUCAUUUUUCACCCUUUACAACAAAUUAAACACUUUGAGGGCAUGGUCCAACAGUUUAGGAGAAAAUAGAUUUUAAUGAAACUGUGGUAUCCCGAAUCAGAUGAUUUUUGGCAAGAUAGAAGCUGAUAGCCGUUUACAGAAAUUCUCCUCUAUUGUACUAAAGUAGACUCUAACAUUUCUUCCAACCAUUUAAUUUGUUUCUGAAGUCUUUAUGCUGGCCCUUUAAACCAAAACCCACCUCACAGCUCAUCUGUCUGUGUAUCAGUCCUCCUGUACAGCAACUUUGUCAAAAUGCUGUCCUACUCUGUCAAAACCAACAUUAGAGUGAUGGCUGCAAUUAAACAUCAAAUAAAUCCUAAAAAUCUGGCAUUCAAGAGCCACUUUGAAAAAUGACGAAUCAAGAUGCAAUUCAUAGUCAAAAUAAUGUCUGGUGUUACAGAACAAUGAACUCCGAAUUACGGCUAUUUGCGGUGAUAUCAAGUAAAGAAGUCUAUCAAUAAUGUUUAUGAUAAAUCAAUAGUAUUUCAGAAGAUAUAAUAAAAUGAUUAGGUGUUACCAAUUGCUCAAAACAAUAACCCAAAAAGUCUGUCAUUGUGUUUGUUUUCUAAAAUUGGUGUUUCAUCCAUAUCAUCCACAUCAUCAUCAUCAUCAUCAACUUCAUCAACAUCAUCCCACAGAAGUUAACCAAAAGUCUCUCAGACCCACAGCCCACACAUGCUCCUCUCUGACACUUAACCAGCUCUUCCCUUAAAAACUCUGGUGAUGUUCCUGAAAGUUCAGAUUUGAGCUGCACAGCCAAAGUUCACAUAAUUGUUUAUACCACACUCUGAAGCAGUUUAGAGCCUCCCACUCCCCUCAUCUAUUCCUCAGCGCUCUCGAUCUCACCAACAUUCAUCACCUCCUCCAUGUUCUCCUCAUGUCUCCUUUCUUCUCUCACUUCAUCGCCCUCCCCCCCUAUCUUCCUCCCUCUCUCCUUCAUUCUGCACGCCAUCUCUCUCUCUCUGUUUUAACAUUCACGUUCCAUCACCUGCCCUUGUGUCACACACUGCCCUCUGCAUGCUAAACACCACCUUCUUCACCCCAGCUUCUUCUCAUUCAACUUAGACGAUCCCUGUCCUUUCCUCCUUUCUGUACAUUGUUUCCUCUCCAUUUUCCUCUCACAAUGACCGUGUCUCAUCAUUGGGUGGAUACUUUUUUCAGUCACAUUCAUGCAUGCACUGUUUCCAUGCAUCAGUGGUCAAGGAGAUCACAUCGUGAAGCUUUUCUAACCCACAGCCCUCAUGAUAUUGUAAAAGUUCUUUGGUGAUUGAGGCAGUAGGAUGGAUCAGAAUCAUAGCAUGAACAAGUUGAUGCGACUGUUUUUAAGGGAAGAAAAAUUCACAUAUAAUGACCGUUGGACAUAUUUUGUAGAAAGCAUCAUUUAUUUAUAAUCCUUUCAUUUAUCAUGCUGUCUUUAAAAGUUCAGUUGUAGGAGUACAUAUUGCCUUUUUUUCAAUAACUGGUGGGUGUCUUUUUGGAACUCAAUUCUUUGGCUCGAGCGCUCAUGUAAGAAUCAAAGCACAAGAUCAGUGCUGCAUUUGGUACAAACACAAUCAAGCAACAAGAAGUAGAAGAAUUUGCAACCGCUCCAUCAAAUUAUGCAAUGGAGAAAGAUGCCUGUUGCCAAGUGGCUAUUGCACAGAUCAUACGGACAGGCUUAGAAAGUGUGAUGUGUGCUGGGAGAGAGCUGAAAUGACUCACAGUUCUGCCACUUACACUGCUGUCGAUGAUUAUGAUAAUUCCUGCACAGUACUCUACAAGCAGCUUUGUGAAGCAACAUUAAUCAUCCCAAAUUCACUCUCUGACUUCCUAUACUCUAUACACAUUCCCCAUCAUUCUCUUUCUCUUCCUGUCUAACUUUCCUCACUCCUUCUCCGUCUCCCCUUGUCUCCAUGUUUUUCUUUCUUUCCCAGUCUUGGCUAAUCACACACAGGAGGGUUGCUGCUGCUGAAUUUUAAUAUUCAUUUAUACAGCAAGCCUUUGAUGUCCCCCAUCACCCCCUCAGUGCAGUGUAAGCACUUCUCUAUCUCCUGCUCUGCCAGCACUGCUAGCCCAGAAUAUCUCCCUCUGCACCCUGCACUCAAAGUGUGUGAGUGUACUGACUGUAGAUAUUACCCAAGAAGCCCCGACAAUGCUGGAAUAUAUGAGGGUGUUGUAGGAGCAAAGUGAAGGGUCGGAGUGAACGGCCAAAGAGUUAAAGUUGGGCGUGCAUAAAAGAUGAUCAAGUAACAACAAUGACUGAUUGAUGAAGACCAGUAUGAGAUGAAGUGAAUCUUUUUGUCAGUUUUAGUGGGACACAAAGGUCGAUAAGGAAUACAGCCGUCUGGAACUGAGCCAAUCAUGGGCUGUAGUUAUUUACAGUACAUUCAAACCACGCAAGACAACUCCACACAUCCUGUAACACAGGUUUACUGACAAAUUCCAGCACAUCUGCGCUUAUACAUAUAUGCACAUGCAUUAUGUUAGCCUGUGUGGAAAGUGCAGCUCUGUGGGGUGUGUCUUUGCUGGUUAACCAUGGCCUACUGUCUAUAUUUAGCCUUAAACCCCCCCUGUGCUCCCUAGCAUGACCCUCACACAGUGCUGCAGGCAUUCCCAUAUCAGAGCAGGGAGAGACAGGCUGCCUUACUCAAAGAGAGACAAAGAGAAAGAGAGAGAGUUACAGUCAUUUAGCUGCAUUUAGUGUUUAAGUUUGUAAGUUGAGAGGAAACGCAUUAAAGAAAGUUUUGGACUCAGCUUUUUGAGGAAACUCCCAAAGUUUGAAGGAUCAGUUCCUAUUCAAGACAUGUAGUAGUUAUUUGACCGGCUUUCUUUCUAUGCUGUAACUAUGGAGGAUGGCGAGUUGGUGAUUCGGUUGUCAGGGCGAUCUGACUCCCCCGUUGGGAACAGGAGGUUCAGCGCUGGUGCUGGUUUUGGCGAGACGUUGGUGUUGCGGCACAAAGAAGUUCACAACUUCUUCUUCGUCCCCUUUAGGGAGCAGCCCAUCUACAGCACCCGGGCCCACGUCUUCCAGAUCGACCCCAACACCAAGAAGAACUGGUUGCCCACCAGCAAGCAUGCUGUCACAGUCUCGUACUUCUACGACAGCACACGCAACGUGUACCGCAUCAUCAGCCUGGAUGGCACCAAGGUGAGUGUUACUGUACACCUUGAACACAGAUUUCCCUUCUACUAACUUAAAGUUCUUCAUUUUCCACCAAGUCCUUUCAGUACGCUGUCAAACAGCUGUCCAGGAGAUUUUAGAGGCACCCUGAUACACUUACUGUUAAUGGUGUUCAUAAGCUCUACAUUGGAAUCAAAUGUGCAAACACAUCUUAAAAGAGCUCAGGAUGUCAGCCAGUCGCAGGACUGACAACUCAUGUUUCAUUCUGUGUUUGCAGGCAACCACAGUGUUUGUGUGCACAUGUAUGUGUGUAUUCUAGUGUCUGUCUGCACUUAUGAGUCCACGCUUUAUGUCGGGAUAUAUUUGUUAGUGAUCUGGGCGGGAUAUUUCGACACACACACUUGCCACCAGUUAUAGAGAGCAAGGGUGGGAUACAGUUAAAUGAGAGAAACAGAUGACAGACUGACAGGAAUGUGUGGUAGCCCUGAAAACAAGAGCAGAAAAAAAGAGAAACCAGGUGAGGGCGGCUAAGUGUGGAGGGCUGGAAGAAGCUAAGCGAUGUAAGAGAGUAUGUGUGACUGUCAAGUUAGCAACCAUCUAAUAUCAUAGCUGUCUGAUCACUAAAUUCAGCUAUUGUGUAACACGCACAUGCACAGACCGCUCACUGAUUAUGUAUUGAUGUUGACAAGAAUGCCAACCAUUACACAACAAUGUAAAUUGAUCAGACAUUAAUUUGCUCUCCAUUAGUGUUAUUUAACAAAGUGAAUUAUAUAAGACUGAGAGGUAGCAUUUUAUCUUUGUCCGUUUCAAAAAGAAGGACAAAUUCAAAUGAAUUAUCAAAAACAACUAGAAGACAAAAACCAACAGUACAGUCAGUCAAAUCCUUUAUGAACCUUUUAGUUUCUUCACCAAGAUCAACUUUACUAGUUCCUAAUGCAGUUUUUUACAAAUUGUUAAUUACUGUAUUUUAUUAUUUGUUUUUAUUACAUUAAUUUAUUUCGAUCAUGUAAACAACAACUUCAAAACAGUUCAGAAAUAAAAAUGAGUGAAAAUCAAGAAAUGAAAACAAACAGUUACUUGCAUCUGCAAACUUUUAAGCCUCUUAGUUUAUAUGAGUGAAAAGGAGAAGAAGAAGAUGCUGGUGUAAUAAUGUAAUGUGGCGCAGGUAAUACUUGUUCACAGCACCGAUUAGUUUUGUUUUGGUCUUACCUAGGAAAAAUGUAAAAUUUUGCCUGAUUCACCUGAUUUCGACACUCACCAACUUUCAGAGUUUACAGUUGUUUCUUUCAAACAAACAUUUCUAUCCAUGACUGUCUUGUUGCUCUUUGUGUGUAUGUAGUAGUACAUGAUCAUGCUCGCGUGCAUUGCUCUCUGUCUUAUUGAUGGUGGAUGACUGAAUCUGUGACUGAAAGCUUUCAAAGUGAAACUCAGCAGCUCUCUGUUAUUGGAACAAGCAUAAAAUACAAAGUGCUGGUGUGUUUGAGCACGCAUUACUUCAGAUCAGUUACCGUGUUAUUUUUCUCAUCUCUUGCGUGUGAAUACAAACACACAAAAAGUGCAUUUUUUGGACUAUUGCCUUUAUCCAGAUGAUUGGACAGAUGAUAGAGUGGCAAGCUGGAAAAAUAGAGUGGGGCAUGGCGUGUGGCCAGAGACCAUGGGUCGGAUUCGAAUCUGGGCUUCUCUUUUUAAGGACUGUAGCAGCAGAGCAUAGAGUGCACAACAUAACCACUGAGCUAAAACAGCAACAACUUAAAAAAUAGUGUUUAUUUUUUGGGGUUUUUAAUAAACCACGAGUGCAUUCUAAAAUUGCAGCCUCUGCAGGUGAAGCCUGAAGUAAUGUAUUCAAAGACAGAAUAGCCUAAAAUAGUGCAUAUGGUAAAGAAGGUAACUCACACUUAAAGUGAAGGACAUUUUUGGCUUAAAGAAUAAUGGUGUUGUGAGUCAUUUUUCUAUUAUUGAACUCAGUGAAUAAUCGGCUAAUUGUACUGGCACAACAGCAGUACUUGAUGGACAAACUCAUGACCGGACUGUUACAAACUGUUAAGAUAAGGAUGUCUCCAAACUUAAUAUUAUUUUCUCGUUACUUGUGGUCUCAAAGAUAUUUAUUUAGACAUAAAAAGUGCACGCUGCAAUGAUGCUUAUGUAUAAUUUUGUUUGUGUUUAUUGCUGUGUGUCUGUCCUGAAGGCAAUAAUCAACAGCACCAUCAGUCCCAAUAUGACGUUCACAAAGACUUCACAGAAGUUUGGCCAGUGGGCGGACAGUCGAGCCAAUACUGUAUAUGGCCUGGGAUUCUCCACUGAGCAUCAUCUCGCCAAGGUACCACCCCCACCCAACCCACACACACACACACACACACACACACACACAAACCACAAACGCUACAAACCUCUUGGCAUCAAUCACACUUUUCUUACCCUUCCCAGGUGCUUGAGAGUGCAUGGUAUUUCCACUUUUUCUUGUUGCUAUAGCUUUUCUCAGAGUGUAGAAUGUGCCCAGCAGUAAGCCCUAAUGAGCCUUUUUUCUCUGCAUGUGUCUGUGUGUGCUGUUAUGAGUGGUAUAUACUGUGUGUUCACUUGGGUGUGUAUGUGUGUGCAAGUAGGAGCUGGUUUCUCUCCUCUGCGGUAUGAUUAAGCUCUGACUUGUACUGGGGAGGCUCACAGCAUCAGUCAGAAGAGCACAUGCACACACACCCUGCAUCUACACACAAACACACAUACCUGUUUUUAACAUUUUGUGAGGACAAUGUUCUCUAAAUUUCUUGAGUGGACGACAAUUUAUAUUAUAACUGGAAUGGUGUCAAGGGCUAAAGGCGCUCACCCAGGCAUUUUAUUUGUUAAGAAUUCACAAAAUGUACUCACAAGCAAAAACGUUUUCAGGAAAAGGCUGUUGAUAAAGAGUUGGUCCUCACAAGUAUAUUAAAACACACACACACACUUACACAAUCCCCAUAAACAGGCCUCAGCUUCAGGAUAAACACUUGUGUUGUUUUUUGACUUUGGCAGUCACACAUAGAUGAUGGGUGUGUUAGUGAUUAAAGGGACAGUUCAAUAAUUUUACAUUACACUAGUACAGUUUGGGCUAUAUUAACAAAUCACUGUCUCUCCUGGCUUCAGCAUGACCAAAGUAACCAUGAAGGUGUCAUCAGGGUAGUUUUAGUAAUGCCUUGGUGUUUGGGACCUACCAGAAUAUCUCAGCGUCAGCGGCAGUUUUUGACUGUAAAGUUAUUAAAUCUGUUUUUCAUAAGAAUGUGAAAGUGCAAAAGAAUCAGUGGUAACUAGAUGGAUUGUAAAGCUACACAACACAAGUCUGGUUAUGUGGAUUAUGAUCAAGCGAUAUAAGGCGUAGAGGUUGAUCAGAAUCUACACUCAAAGCUUUUCAUUUAAUGCAAGUCAUUUUUUUGUUUUUUAAAGUUUGUAUGACUCUUUGAUUCCAUUUAACUUUAGUUUUGUGUUUUUACUCUGCACAUAUAAAAUUAGUUCUCAGGUAAAAAUAGACUUUAACAAUUAAAAAAAAAACUUCUACUGACACAUCUCGGGUAAUUUUCAUCUUAUGCCGGAUUUGCUAUAAAACUUACAUUAAUUGUCAGUAAAAGGGAAAUCAAUGGCCACAAACAUUCAGAUGAGAAAAGUCCGCCCAUUCUCAAUUUCAAACGGUAAUCAUGUGCAUUUGAUUCUGACUGAUUUAAGGUAUUUACGGUGUAUCAAUUUGCAGUUUUUACAGACACCUACCAGCCUACAGGAUGUAUUUCCUGAAGAUUCAAGUUGAAAUAAUUUGAUUCACUUCUCAGAUAACUGCAGAGCAAACACUCUUGGAGCACUUAGACUGGGAACUACUGAAUUUAGAUCACUGUUCCAAGAACUAUCAUAUUGCACUGAAGUGAAAUGAUAUUGAGUUACUUGUUUCAGCUCCACUAAUGCCAGGCACAAGACCGACUCUAGCAGAGUUGUCAAUUUGAUUUCUUCACCGCUCAGCCCACUGCAGCUUUGAAGAUAGCAAAUAACUCUGUAACGCUGUGGGAGCAGUGUUGGUGAUGAACCCCACCCUAAAGGGACAUUGGGGGUAUAUGCGUGUGUGCAAGUGUCAGUGUGUUUAUAUUUGUUCAAAGCCCCUUAGCUAAGCUCUCCUUACUGCCUCAGACUCCCUGCAUGUAUCUUUACUCUCGACUAAAAUAACCCCAGAUCAACUCCAGCCGCUGGCAACUUCUGAGUAAAGGCAAAUCAGGACUCCGCAACACAAUGAAACAGUCUGCUGUAUGUGUGACUGUCUGUGUGCAUGUACAUCUAGUGUAGGCAUGUUACUAAUGGUGACCUAGUUAGCUCAUGUUUCUGCUAAAGCAUUAUGGGUAAGGGCUCUUUCCCCAAGUUCAAUAGCAGGUUGUUAUUAGCAACAGCUUCCCCCAUUCCUUCCCGUGGCUUUACAGCCAACCUAUUACACACUGAUCCAUUUCUGUGUGUGUGUGUGUGUGUGUGUGUGUGUGUGUGUGUGUGUGUGUGUGUGUGUGUGUCCAUGUAUAUAGGCUUUACUGCACAGAUUAAUCCCCUUUGUAAGAAUUUCACUCCAUACUGAUGGCUGUUCCCUGUGUUCAGUUUGCAGAGAAGUUUGCAGAGUAUAAAGAGGCGGCACGGCUAGCCAAAGAGAAGAGUCAAGAAAAGAUGGAGAUGGCCACGUCACCAUCUCAGGUAUGUUCAUGAUCCUUACCUCUCCCCUAUCCUUAUUAUCACCCUUAACCCUUUUUAUAGUCAUAUUGACGUAAUAUGUACAAUGAACAUCUGGUAAAGGGGUCAACCAAACAGAGACUUUACCCAUUGGUGUUUUUAGGAUUACAUUUAUUUGGAGGUGUAAAUCUGAAAAAGAGAACAACAUGCAGAAAUGGAAGUCCAACAUAAUCUGGCAAAGGAACUGCCAAAGGAAAUUAGCCUCCUGGCUCCCUCAAGUAUAUUUACUUUUGCCUAAAUGUUGAUUAAAUCAGUGAAUCAAUUAAAAUUCUAAUAUGACUUUAAAGUUGAAAGUGCUUUGAAAAUGAUCAAUAAAGAGAGAAGUAUAUUAAUAUUAAUAUACUUGUAUAUUAGUAUAUUACUUUAAACAUUUUUAAAUGUACUCUAAAGAAUUCAGUAAUUUUAAGUAAAAAUUGAGUGGUAAUAUCUACAAAAUGUAGUUAAAGAAUGUAAAUUCAAACUUAGUAGCUCCUGUCAUUUCUGUAAUAUUCAAUUUUAGGCUACUUAGCUUUGAUAUAUAAUAAUGUUCAAAUUAGGAUGCAACAUUUUUCAAUAAUAGCGAUUAAGAGAAGCCAAUUGUCAGAACUAUUUAUCUCAAUUUAUCGCGAAUAUAUAUCUCAAUCCGGUCUUACCCAACCCUGAGUUUUUCUCCUGUGAAGGCUCAAAAUAUUAGUAAAGUAUGAUCAGCUAAUAAGUAGGAAGGGCAAAGGUCUUGUUGGUGUGUUUCCAAUAUAUAAUAAUCAGAAAUAUGGGGCAAGGGUUUCAGGUUAGACCUUGCCUUUCAUCGGGGUUCACUAUCCCAAAUCACUACUCUGAUUAAGGCAUGUAUAUUUGCUUAAAUCUAAUUUAAUCACAUUUUUUUGUUAAAAAACUCUUAUUAUCAUCAUCUGUUGAAUGUUGAAUGAAAUAGUUAUACAGCAAACACCUUGAAAUCACGCUCCUUAGCAAAACUUGAGUAAGAGCACUUUGAAGUUUAGAGUAAUCCAGCUCCAUAAGAAGACUUUACAGUGAGGUUAAACAUUACAGUCCUCACAUAAUACGCUCCAAUUUGUUAUAGUCACCCGAUAUGUAGUAACUCAACACAUAAAGAGAAAAAAGACAUGACUAGGAGAGCACAAUUAGACUGUAAAGUAGGUGGUUUGUGAGUAAUUCAUAGUAGGUGUUUGUUUGAGUGUUUCAGGACUUGUGAAGGGGAGGAUAGUGGUUUGUUCCAGAGGCAAAUCUCUGGAGAAAUCUGUUCCUUUAUCUUAAGGCUGUUAACAGGCUCCAUGUCCUUGUCUCUUCAUUAUGGAUGCUAGUGGAGUGCCUCCCUGCUGUACUGCACUCUAAUACUUGUCCACUAAUGUUGGGCCCACAUGGGCUGAAAUGCUACAGUACCUUGUGCCUCCCAUGGGAGGUUGUUUUUUAAUGAAGCCAAAUGGACAGCUGGGCUCUCAUCAGGGGUUGAAGGCUGCAUGUGCACAGGUCACCACCACACUGAAGUGACAAAACAGGAAGAGUCACCGCAUCAGUAAAGACUGCAGCCUUCCUGCUCCAGGCCUGCAGCAGUCCACUACCUCUAAAUCUACCUGCUCUGAUUCUUCACUGAUUGUUGCAAUAAUACCUUCUUGCUUUCUGUCCAACCUUCAGAUUCUUUGUUUUCUCUUUCCAAAUAAACUUAAAACUUAAAAAAAUAUGUAAUUCUUCUUCAAACAGGGAAAUAGAGCAAUGUGCUGGUCCCAUCAUGCACCGCCCCAGUGCGAGUGCUCCAUGAACAGAUUUCAAAUGCUAUACUAAUGAAUUCAGAGCACAAAAAUAUAACGCCAUCCAUAAUCUUCCUCUUAUCGCUCACUUCCUUCUCGUCCAUUAGCGACGCACAGGCAGUGUCAUUGUUCGACUGUAUUGUGCUGAAGCCCUGACUCUUAAUAGCUUUGUUUUAUGUACGAGCAGCAGCUAAAUGAUUUGUCCCUCGUAUAAUUCUGUGGUUGUAUGGGAUAUAAAGAUAAGCAUAAUCUCUAAUUCCCAGAGCUCAAAUAAGCUAUUUAUUGGCCUUUGGGCAUGUGGAGCCACUCAGUACAGGUUCAAGUUUUAACCUCACAGUCAGAGAUCUCUGAGUGUGAGAGGCAGCACCUCCACCAACAUACACCUGGACAGUUCCUCAGUUUAGUUCCUUACAGGAGAGGUGUAUGGAUGUCCUGUCUUUUUUUUUAUAAGAGGUUCUUAGAUAACUUUACUCUUACAUAAAUUAAAAAUCUCUCUUAAAAGAUUAGUAUUCAUUUUGUUGAUACUUAUUAGGUGCAUUUUGUAAGUUGUGAACCUUUAGCUUUGUCAAGUUAAAAAAAAAGCCAAACUUUCUUGUCCCUGUUUGUCAAAUAAAAGUAUUUUCUCAAUCUUUCUUGCUUCUGCAAAUGAUCACAAAUCAGAGAACACUAAACGCUGGACUGUGGAGAUUUUAAAAAAAAAACAAGAAAGGCAUCAAAGUAAAAAAUUACUUGGGAAAAAUUAUGGACUGGUUUACAUAAUAGUUACAGCCCAUGAGUGCCAAACGGUUUUUCUCAGUCUCUUCAGCUGUCUGUCUCUGUUCACAAAUAUCAAGUUUUCCAAACGAAUCACUGUCUCUGCUUGUUGUAUAUUUAAUGAGCCAUUUACUUUAUGCCUGAGGCUGUGUCUCUGAAAAAGCAACCAGAUGUUUCAACAACUUAUAAAAGAAGUAGAUAUGAAAUUACAAUGUGUAGUAUUUAACGACAUUAAGCAGAACAAACUGGUUAGAAAUGGAAAUAGAAUAUGUAUAAGUCUACAUAAAUAAUUACUUGAAGACGGUGCGGAUCAGAACUGUACAUGAUGCCCAUUUACUUUGGAAAUAAACGCUGCCAUGCACAGGACGCGUCUUUAUGUUGCUAUGGCGAUGGAUCUUUCCAUUUUCCAGUGGAGUGAGGAGGGCAUCCCAUACCCGCCCCUCUUGUUUAUACCCUCCCAUUUCAAUUGAGGCGCACUCCACAGCUGUGAGUGAAACUUCAUUACGAGUGACACUCGGCAGUGAAGGGCGAGUGAGUAGGGGGCGGUUUGGGAUUGGGCCUCUGACUGUUUCAUAUUGCCAGAUAUUUCCAUUUCUCCACACUGUCCCUUUAAAGUUUUUUUUUCAUACUGUGGGUUAAACAAUGUUGUUUUCUAUGUACAGUAGAGCAUCAUAGCGUACAGUAGAGCCUUUCUAUUCAUGAUAAUUUCUUGUAUUCCACAUGUAGGAGUCUCCAGCUGGUGAGCUGUCAUCACCUUUGACCCCUGUAACUCCGCCCAUGGAAAACAUCAAUGGUACAGAUGAAAUCUGUGACACAACCCCAAACUCAGACACCUCUCCAGGUCCAGCACAGAACGCGCUGGCAUUCGCACACAGGUACAUCCCACAAAUUAUCAUCUCAUGUCCUCAUGUUUGCUAGGCUGAAGCCCAGAUGUUUCAGCCGCACGUUGAAAAAAAAACUGUCACAGAUGUAUUUCACACAAACUACACAAAAAAUACCUGGAUGCAAAAAAUGAACCCUCUGAUUAUGUGUUUGUCUGAAGCUCAGAAAUAUGCACCUCUCCUCUUCUUCUUCUUCUUCUUCCUUUCAGUAUGCUUGCACCUCUCUAUGUUGCAUUUUAGCAUGGUAGUGAACUCCCUCUAUUCACUGCUGCUCUCGUGUUUUUCCUCCCUAGGGAGCAGUUUAAGACUUGUCGGGUCUGCUCCUUCUGAUAGUGAUGUCAUUACAAGUCCUGACUACUGCAACAUCAUAACAAAACAAAAAAUUAUGCUGAGGCACAAGCCUUCCCCACAAUAAGACCCUGCAACAGGGAAGGUGUCCUCAACAACAACAACAACAACAACAACAAACAGAUACACUGCCUGUGUACUAAUUGCUUAAGAUAAUGUAAAAGUAAAGACCAUUCACAUUAUCCUGCAGACAGUUUUUACUUCCAUCACUCUCAGGUCGACAAAGCUCAAAUGCUGUCAUGAUGCUGAACUGCUCAUUUCAUGAAAACAGCAUUUUUAGCCUUGAGACGUUUGAGUUAGAGGAGUCUGAUGUAUGAUUAUCAUCUCAUCUGUUCUUGGUAGAUCAGCAGCUGAAAAAAUAGAUAUUGAGGUUACCUCUGGCAUUUCAGUCAAGGCAAUACAGACAAACUAACUAUAGCUACCGUUUGAUAACUACUAAUGCUGGUUUUAACCUCUAUCCAGUAAACAUCACUAUAUUGGAAAAGUGUGAAUUACUAGCUUAUAUUGUUAUCCCUAGCCCUUUAAUGCCUGAAACCACAAAUUAUGGUCAGAAAAUUCAAAUUUUUUUGGAGCUGAAAUGUUUAUUUCACUUACUACUGAAAACCAAAAAAAUCAGAGUAUCCUUAAAAUGUAACAAACAUAUUUAUUUGUCUCGUUUGAUACGUUAGAUGUUUUUGGAACCCACAAGAGGACAUUUUUAUCAUUCAUCGGUCUGCAUUAAGGUGUUUUUUUUAGUAAUUUGUUGAUCAUAUUGAUUUGAUAGAAGUAUCAUAAAAGUAUGUAUCAAAUAUGAUACAAAAGGCAUUAAAGGGCUAGAUGUGGUUCAAUUCUAACAUUAGUUGACUUGGCUUCAAUAUCCGUAAGAGUGUAUAUACAUGUUUUAAAUGACCUUUUAGCUCACAAUAGCCUGGUCAUCAAAACUUUAAUGGGGUAAAUAACCAUUUCCUGGAAAACAAUUGUCAGUCAAGACAACAGCCCCUAUCUUAUGCUGGCGUGGUAAUGGUCGCUGAGAAUUGACUAAAUGCUGGCACUUGUUGAUCAGUUGUCACACACUAUCUGUUGUCUUUUCAGCUGCUGUUCAAUCUGGAAGCAGUAAACUGUAACAAUUUGUUCAAAUUCAUGCUUUCAUAAAAAGAAUCACAACUUGUAACGCAGCAGUAGAAGAUUACAACAGCAUUUGAGCCUCCCAUCCACAACUCAGAGUCAGAAGGAAACGACUGCUAUAUCCAUACGGUCGCUUGCUCCAGUCAGGAGGAAUUAGGGUGCUAUGAAUACAAUUUGUGACUUUCUCACUCAAAUACUGUAACUACACUCAAACCAGCAAAAGAUGUCGCUUUGAUUAUUUCUCAGAAGUAAGGAAUUAUUUAAGUUAUUGACCUGACCAAUCUGAGCAUGCCUGAUAGAAAUCUACCUACAUGUAUUUCUAUACCUGUGUUUUCCUACUGCAAUAAGAUUUUUAAUGCACAUUCAACUUUACUGACUCUUUCUGUUGUUUGAGUAUGCGACUGUGUCACCUCUAUGCAUGCACCACUGCUGAUGUAUACACUCCUGCUGUCUUUGUGACCUGUUUAGCAGACUCAGUAUUGAAAUGGAUAAGUCAUAUUUCUUGUGAUUGUCAGUACUGCUCUGUGUAGUUGUAUAAGACAAAGGUGUCAAAGCGUCAUGUUUACAUUCUGAUUUUUAUAAAGGCUUUCUGGAGAGGUGUGGCUGUAGGGCUCAUCACAAAAAGUGUCGAUGAAGCAUUUAUGUAAGACUUAUAUAACAUAUUGUGGGCAGUGGGAGGCAGAGAAAGAGCAAGACAGAGAGAGAGAGAGAGAAAGAGAGAGAGAGAGAGUGUGUGUGUGAACCACAGAGAGACGAGUGCAUUGUAUAAAGUCUGUACAUGAGUCACUGAUACCUACUUCCACUAACUGCACACACUCACUACCAUAAAUAAAUAAAGUGAACAGGAGAGUAUGGACAAUUACUCCGAGUCAUUAGAGUGAGUGAACUGUUAUUUCUCGAAUAAGUAAAUGCUCAUUAUAUCUUCUGUCAACUGUACUCAGAUAUUUUCAUUUGUAAAGUCUCUGUGAUCUUGUGCCAUUCAUUUGAUAAUUUCUCUGGCUACGAUUCCCGUUUAUUAAUUAAAGAUUUGAAUCAAUUACUUAACGUAUCUUUUUUUUCUUUUUGGGGGUCUGGCAGAAGACUUGACACGGUUUCAUAUUUGGAGAUAAUAAUAGAUAUCUUUAAGACAAAGCCGUUCAUUAGUGUGUUAAAAAGUCAGAAAAGCUAAGACAAGCUGAAGCACAAAUGCUUAGAAGUCCCUGCCUCUACAUCAUGAACCCUGUGAGGCUACAUAGAUCUGAGUGAGCAGUGAGAGCAGAAUGUAGAGAGGACUCCCACUGCCUGCUGCAGCCCUGCUGCUGAUGUGUCUAUUAAUGCUCCAUGCGUGGGAGAAGGGGUCGACUCCCAGCAUUCGCAAUAGCAAGCAGGGACGUAACAAGCAAACCUUCAUCUCACAUUUUCUCAGAGCCAUAUGCACCAGAGGGUAGAUGCCUGGACUGUAACUAUCACAACACGUAAUCCUAAUUUUUUUUUAUCAUCACUACUCUCAUAAUUCAAAGGAUUCUGAACUGUGGGCAUUGUUUCCCAUGUGUAUCUCCUUAAAAGUAGCUCCUUCAGCCUUGCAUGUGCUGCAAGCUGCAGUUUGUGAUUUCUUGUCUUUUUGUCACUGUGGAAGCGUGUGGUUACAGCCUAAAGAACCAAUAAAAUGAUUUAAGUUUACUUAAACUGUUUACUUGUACUUAAUUAGGGUUCGGACCCACAUAUAUUAUUAAUCCUACACGCACACAUACACAUACACAGGUGUUUUUGCAUCACAGCUAUUUGAUGUUUUUCUUUUUUUCUGUCCUAAUAGUGUCUGGGAUUACUUGGUAAUUUAUCUCUAUUACAUACUCCACACUGGUGUCGUGGGGAUGUGUAGGUAGUUACGAGUGGGCGCACAGGGCAGAGGAAGAGGCAGAAAGAUGAGAUACAUGCAGGGCUGUGAGAGGAGUUUUUUAUAUCACAGGCUGUAGGCGUGUUGGCAGGUCUGCAGUGGAGUCUUUUUGACCGGUUUUAUGAAUAUUGACAGACCUUUUGUUGGGAGUGCUUUGGCUGAAUGUGAAUGGUCUUCUGGCGUUGGAGGGUGAAGGCGUCUGUUGGUGGGUUUUUGGUAGGCUUAUAGGAAGGUAGACAGUAACUAUGUCAUACGUCACGGUGCCAGGAGCACCUCCGUUCCUCUACUGCUGCCAUGGCAACUGUGCUACCUCCCUGCUUCUUUAAGUGCUCUGUGAGGAGGAAGAACCUAUCUGACAACACACAGCAGUCAGGACACAGCAGACACACAAGAGGGCUAUGGAAAACCUUCAGAGUCAUACAAGGUUAUCUUUUAUGUUUGGGCGCUCUCUGAAGCCCUGGAGCGGAAAUAUACUUCACAUGAUGGAGUAGAAAAACACAAAACAGAGAGUUGAAGUUUUUAUUCAAGUGUCAUGGUAAAGUGUGUACAGAUCAAAUCCAAACCACACAAAAAAAGUUCAACUUAGUAUGUAAAAUGAUAAAAAAAAAAAAAAAAACUGAAACAACAGAAAAGGAAAAGAAAAAAUUUCCAUGGCAACCCAAGAUCCCUAUUUUAGUAUUUCAUUAAGUGCAGCGGCUCUGUAUUGAAGUAGUAGAUGUUGUAGCUGACUUUUGUUUAAAAAAAAAAAGACAAAAUGACGUAAAAGUCAUACAAAAAUAUAAAUAAGAGAUCAAUUAUUUGUAGCAGAAACACACAUUUUUAGUCAGUAAUUUUGAAUUUAUUCACAUUUAUUAUGAAAAGGGAAAAAAAAUCACCAAACAAAUAAAAGCAAAAACACACAGGGAUAUUUUGUUUCUCAAGUUGUAAUAAAAUAACAUAAUUACCAACAACUAAAAAAACAUCAAUAGAAGUAAAAAUCAAAUCCUCAUUACAAGACAUUUUAUUAUACAUAACAACACUACUGUAACAACCGUGAGCUCAGUGCAAAGCAGCUGUUAACUCACCCUCUAGGUGUCCCACACACCUCCAGCUCAGCUCGUCCUCUGUCUUCUGCCAGAUUUCCUGCUCUGGUGUCCUCCUGAAACUUUUCAGCCAGAAUCGUUUAGUGAAGACGGACAGGGGUGUCAAAAUGUCCUGCACUCUUUCCUGUCCUCUGGUUUCCCCUGCAUCACUUUCCCCUCUCGCUAUCUCGGUCCGUCUCCAUCUUCACAUCUUGACGUCUCGCCUGCUCUUCUGCUCUCCUGCUCUCCGAGUUGCUGUGUGGGGUUUAUACAUUAGCGGUGCUGCGUGCCUUGGUGACAGCAUCGCUCUGUGUGUAUGUGUGUGUGUGUGUGUGUGUGUUAGCUGAUAUGUGCAUGUGUAGGAUGAAUUGUCGUCUCCCUCCUAUGCGUCACACACACAGACAAACUUGCUCUCACAGAGGGGGCGGCUGUUGUGUAAGAACUGAAGGCGCCGUAGGAGUCCAGAGUGAAUUAGAUCUGGGCUUUCUCUCUUAUCCACUUCACAGAGUGGGUGUUAUGGCAUAGUGGAGAACUGCUGCACUGUGUGUUUGCAUGAAUGUGCGUGUGUCGGUGUGUGAGUCUGUGUGUCAGGGGGGGAACAAAAGUAGAAACCACAUUUUUAUGGGUCAUACAUAGACCCUCAUUGCUCCUUCAGAGAUUUAAGCUUUCUUUUGUGUUUUUCUGUGAGUGCGCUUCCACUGCUGUGAGGAAUGACUGUGAAGCAUGUAGGAGUAGGAGCUCCUUUUCAAAGGAACUUGACUCGAUGUCAGCUCCCAACAUUUAGGUCUCUUCUCUUACAUUCUCCUGCCUGAGGUAGACAUUAUGUGAGCGACAGAAUGGGCAUUAUGUAAAUCUUAAAUGAAUGCCUGUAUUGCUCAUAUCUAACAGGAAAGAUGCACAACGUAAGCAUAUUUCCUAAAGGAAUUGGGGCUUAUACACAUACCUAAUAUUAAGAUGAAAGUCUGAGCUUCUAUGUACUAACCAAUAUAGAAGUUUUUUAAUAUACUCUUUCUUCUUCUUCUUGAUUUAUCUCAAACUUUAAGCACAAAAAAGAUAAACAACUAGAAACAAAAACACGAACAAAAUAAUACAUAUGUACACCAAACAACUGUACAUGUCAAAGAUAAAUUUACACAACAUACAUAUGUAUGUCAAAAACAAACAGUUUGAGAAGGAACAGACUGAAGCAAAGAGCUUAUCUCAUCCUGCCCCUUCCCUGCAAGUUAGAGAUUAAAAAACAAACAAAUCUAAUUGUAUAAAUUACAAAGAUCUGUUUAAAUACCUACAUAAUAUACACAAAGAUAUCUGCUCAACACUACAUAGGUUACUUAUUAUAAUUAUUUGCAUAUUAUAAUAAUAAUAAGUGUUAUAAUAUUCAGAACUAAUAUUACUCCUAUGCAAUCAGGUAUAUUUAGUAUAAAAACAUAUUUUUGUUGGUUUACUUAUGUGAAUCUUUGAAUACUUCUCUAUAGCGUGAUUUAAAUAUUUUUAUGUUAUUGGACAUUUUUAAAGUGACAUCCAGGCUGUUCCAGGCUGCACAUACUUUCAGAGUGGUAUGGACGGUUGGACAAAUAAAUUUAUGUUUACCCCUUAGAUUAUAGCCCCCCUCUCUGGUUUUGAACAUCUUUUGUAGGUUACCAGGUAACUUACUUCAUGUUAUUUUGUAAAGCACUUGAGCUGUUUUAAAACUAUGUCAUUAAAUUUUAACUAUUUUAAAUUUUAAAAACAGAGGCUGGUGUGAUCUCUGUAUCCAGCGUACCCCUUCAUCGUAAUUCAACUCAAUCACAUUCAAUCACUUAUCCCUGAUCUCUCAUCUCAUCUUCUGGUCUGUGAGUAGCUGGACCAGAUUAGGCUCCAGUCUGUCUGAGGACAUAAUCUCAGAUUACAGAGUAUAGAGCAGACAGCUGGGUUAGUAUCUACAGCAGAGUGUAUGAAUGUAUAGGAUGGAAGGAUUUUUGAUUUAGUCUAGCUGCUAACCAACAAAAUUGUCCUGAUAUAUUCUAAAACAUUAAACAUGCUCAUAAUUAGAUGUAAGAUUAAAGUCACGCCACAUAUCUUUAAGGAGUACAGAGUUUCCCUUCACUUUAAAGCAAAAGCUUGUGUCUGUUUUAUGUGACUGUUGGGGUAAUCUCAUGCUUUUCCCGCGUUCCCGCAGCCCAGCCAUGACAAAACACUGGGAGGCUGAGCUGGAGGCACUAAAGGGGAACAAUGCCAAGCUAACAGCAGCUCUGCUGGAGUCCACAGCCAACGUUAAACAGUGGAAACAGCAACUGGCCGCCUACCAGGAAGAGGCCGAGAGAUUACACAAACGGGUGAGCCAUGGGGUGAAAAUACGCUUGCAUGUUUUUCUGUGUGAUUGAUUCAUGCAAAACAAACAGGAGAGAUCAUUAGGAGGGAUUGUGUGAAGUCAAGAUUAGAGGAUGGAACAGAAACACAGGGAGGAGAGAUGAGUGAUGGCAUGAAAGAGAGAAAUGAAGAGGAGGUCUGGAGGUGACGAUAGGUUAAAAUGGGGUCUUGAUUUUUUUUGUACGUCUAGGUGACUGAGCUUGAGUGCCAGAGCAACCAGACUCCUGUGAUCAAAUCCCAGAAGACUGAACUCAACCAAACCAUAGAGGAACUGGAGAAUACACUAAGAGAUAAAGAAGAGGUGAGUUUGUGUCCUUGGAUAGUUUUUAAUGGCGCUUGAUCAACAUCUGAUUCAUGUUUUAAUCUGUUUUCUGUCCUGAAGGAAAUGGAAAAGUUGAAAGAAGAACUUGAAAACAUGAAUGACUUGAUGGAGCAGAAAGACACCCUUACCCAGAAACUUGAGGUGAAAAAGAUGAAGUGUUUAAAACAUAUGAUAUGAUUGUUUCACAAAGUAUUAUGAAUAUGAACUAACUGACAUUUAUGCGCCAUGUGUUUUAGGAGACAGAGUUACGCGGUCGGGUGCUGGAGGAGCAGCUGGCAGGAGCCGAGCAGCGGCUGGAGGAGAACCAAGAGGAGCAGGAAAAUUUCAGGAAGAGCCUGCGGACACUGCUGGAGCUCCUGGAUGGCAAGAUCUUUGAGCUGACGGAGCUCAGAGACACCCUGGCACGGCUCAUAGAAGAGGCCAGCUAGAGUCUGAACCCCCUGAACCCCACAGACAGAGCCAUAUGAUAAUUUACAACCUUAUGCCCUCAAAUCUACCACUCCUAUCCCACUCCACUUUUACGCAUUUAUCCCUAAAUUUACAACACUACAAUACACUGCCCCUCCUCUGAUUUUGCUCAAAAAGGGCAGCUAACCCCUCUUUUAUACCUUGCAGGCAUCAAGCUCCAACCAACUGCAAGCACUCCUGUAGUUCAAGACAACACAGGGACUACCUCAUCUUGCCUUCUGAUUGGCUGGUGUAGGCGUAACCUUGGUUGAAUUGAUCCCUCUCAGUUGUUAAGAUGCCAAUGCAAGUGAACCCCCAAGACCCCCCCUUCAACCCGCCCACACACUCACAGAUAUAACUUGAGAACUGUGCCUCAGUGCCAUCUGCUGUUUGACUCGGAGAACUGCAGCACAGCUUGCUGCAUCGCAACAUCACACACUAACACUCCUUUUUCUGCCUCUCUAAACUGCCCCCCCAAGGGGAUUGUUGAAAGUCAUGAGGAAAUAAAUGCUGUUAAGACUCAGAGAACUGCGCCAAAGCUGCCAAAUCCCCCUUCAAUAUUGUCCUCUGACUAACAGAUGCUUUGAUCCAAAGUGACUUACUGUACAGAAGAAGCUCUUAACAGAAAAACAGAGUCCCGUGUGUGAGCUGGGGGCUGCCGGCGGAGUGUCACUUGAAACAGAGAAUGAAAAGACAGCUCUCAACAAACCCAUUAGUCUUACCUGUUGGCCUGUGGUGACCUAAACGCUGCUCCUUAGCCUGAACACACAGUACCCCCUGGGAAAUAAGGUUUAUGUUUCUUCAUCUUUGGAAAUCAAUGACUACUACACUACAUAAGCAGCCAAUUUGAAGCCCUGUGAGAUAGACGAUUAUUGAAUCUUCCAAAGGCAUCGCUCAUGCCACACUGAAAUUUUAGAUUUGACUUGAGACAUCCUGUAUCCAGACUGCUUCCACCGUCUCUGACAGCUGACCUGUCUUCCUGCCAAACUCAGUGUGGUGUGUGUUCCCCUAACAAGGCCUGGCCUAGCGUGUGCUUUCGAAGCACGCAUGUAUGGACACAUGUUUGUAUAUAAUGUGUGUGUGUGUUUUGUGCUGUGAGAGAAAGACCCUGUUAUUGGACACGCGCGCGCACACACACACACACACUGAGCAAUACCAGACAGGCUCUAUGACACCUCUAUGUAACUCUAUCAGGUACUCUACUCAGUGGACUCAUGCAGAUAGGUCAAACGCAAACCCAGCUCAUCCCCCACCCCUCUUGUCAAACAGAGAGUGUACCGCUGUUGACCGCAAACCUGUGUGGCAGCCCUGAUUGGACAAAGUAGUGCAUCAUGAAGGGCUUGUAGAGCGUCAUCUUAGUCUCCGUAGAUCUCCACCCUCAGUGAAACUGGCCGCAGAUUUUCACUCCUCACGGGUGAACGCAGAACUGUACUCAGUUUCUAUUCUUUUUUUUACACAGGCUAUAACACUAAUGAUAUAAUAACAGAACUGUACAGGACUACUUUCUACUCAUAACGCCAAUUGUAAGUGGACAGAUGGAAUACUCAAAUGCAGUAACACCCUGCAGUGGCUUAUUGUCGUGUAUUAACCAUGGAAGAGUGUUACAUAGUCAUUAUAGAAUAUGUAGUCUGUAGGUAAACAAUGAAAACCUCUUCAAUAUAUAUUUAAAAUGCGUAACAACACAAUGUAAACACUUAAGUGUUAAACAUCCUGUAUCAAAGCAUACACUUAUUAAACAGCCCCCCUUUUUUCCAGUAAAAACAGAAACUGUAUCUUUAAAUCUCUUCCUCCAAAAUCACUUUAUUACUCUAAAUUUCCUCAUGUGAAAUGCUGCUUACAUAACCUUUCUAUUGAGCACCCUGUUUGCACUGUGUUAUUACACCAUUGUGACUACAUUAUAUACAUAUAUAUAUAUAUAUAAAGAGAUUUGCAUUCAGUACUAGCACAGCAUAAUUCUGUACUUUUGUAGUUAGUUGUACAGGUUAAUACACUGGAAUAAGACCCUUGUCAAGGGAAAAGUUACCCUUUUUUUGUUUACUGGUUUAACUUUGACAGUCCAACGACAGAUGGAAGACCUUAAUAUUCAUGCUAUUGUUAAUGAAUGCCUUUGUACAGUAGUGGAUAAGAAGCUUUUCAUUCUCCUGUUUUGUAACUUAUGGUAUUUAAAUGUAGGUAUUAUUGUAUUUAGAGGUAUGAGAAGACUGGCAAUAUUUUUGACUAUUUAAAGUAAUUUUGAACUCAUGAUAUUAAAGAGGUACCUCAGGCUAAGAUGUGUGAAGAUUGGUGAUAGUUGUGUGUUUGCUGGUGAGAGGAUUUACCAAAUGUUGGUUUUAAAAACAAAAAAAAAGGAAAAAAAAUCAGGAGACACACCUGUUGGUGCUGCAGCCAAACUGAAUCCUUUGUUGAAUUCAAACAAAGACAGCCCCAGCAGGCUGAAAACACACAUAUGUGAACUAAGAAAUGUUAUGUUUUAUAUUCAAAUACAGUGAGCGCAAAAUUCAGUGUGUGCAAUUUGUUUUUGUUCUGAUUUGCUUUUUCUUUUUUUUUUUUUCUUAAAAUAACACGUGGGCUAAAAUCUGAGUAAAACCAUCCGAGAAGCUGCUUCACAAGGUUUUAUUCAAAUGCAGGGGCAAAAAUGUAAUUUAAAACAAAUCUAAAUAAAUGAAAGUGGAAGGACUAAAGACAAAACUGUAUUCCUGGAACAGUGUGUCGAUACACCAUUGUGUAAAAACAACUGCAACAUAUUUUAAGUACUUCGUUUCAGGCCAUAAAUUUGAACUUUUUACCCAUUAACUUUUCAUUUUCUCACUUUACAUUUCUUUCUUUUCUUUUUUCUUCACUGAUAUUGCACUUCUCAGGUGACUUGCUAAUUCAGACAACAGGGCAUCAAGUCAGCCUUUGUGCAUCACAGUCCACAUGGUAAAAUGUUUCGAAGUAUAUACAUCACAAAAUGAUUUGGCAAGAAAUGCUUUGGAGAAAAACAGGAAAUGAGGCAAUAAAAAUGUAAAAACCAACUAUGAACCUUUGUUAAGGUUAAAUACAGGUAAAGAACAGUGUUCACACAGAACAGUGUAUUUCUACGCUCAGUCAGGUGUCAGUUAUGUGAUUCGUGGCAAAGGAGUGAGAUCUUGGAUCUAGUUUUGUUGGUCAUUUUUGCUGUAGAAAAGCUUCAACUUGAGCUGUGAGAUUUUUUGGGAAUCUGGUCUCCUAGCUGGUUUCAACAACAGUGCGUCAGGUAAGCUCUGGAUCAGGUUUGAGAUAAGAGUAAGACUGGGUUUGAUCUCUGCUACAUGAUGAGGGUACCACAGGAAAAAACAUUGUGCUGACAGGAGACACAAACGUGCCUCAGGUUUGCUUUACAAGGAAACAAUAAACAGUUUUAAGCACUGAGCUUGCUUCAAGCUGUUCUUGAUACUCAGUGUCCUCACUGCUUCAUCAGCAGGUGGCUUUUAACACAAGCACAAAAAAAUCAAGUUUUAGAUUACAUGCCAAAGCUAUCCCAGAAUCUCCAGAUUUUUUUGUCCUUGUUUGCAAAAUCAAGUCAUCCCACUGCUCCACCCAUCAUGACUUAGUAGGUCCAAAACCACUUUGCUCAGUGCUUCAAACUUUCUCAUCUACAGCUGAUAUAAUCUUUAAUAAGUGACUGAAAAACAAAAUAGAAAGCUCUGUACACAUGGUGCUUUAGAAUUUAUACAAUGUACCAUUAAAAGUGCUAAAACCACUUCUAAAAUAAUGGAAAAAACAAACAAACAAAUGAGAUGAAGUUGUGGACUUACUUUGACACUCAUCCUACCAAAUUGGCUAAGUUUAGGGCAAAUCCAUGUGCGCAUAAGCGUGUUUCCACUCAUAACAUUGUGAGUAACAGACCUCCUACUGUGUGCCUCCGCCCACUAAGUGCAGAGAAAGAAACCAGGCUGGAGGAGAGGAGAAAACGUGAAAAGAAUAUCAUGAGAAACAGCAUCAACCACGGCCGCCCGCUCGGCAGCCCACAGUGAGUCCAUGCGGCGCUGAGAGCAUCUAACCUCCCACUGAACAUCCAUCACUCAAACAGGCGUGACCAGCUUCACAUCGCCGUGACUAUCCCACAUAUCAAUGUUCGUAAUCACCCACCAUGUGAGCCCACACUUGACAUCGGGUCCUGGCACUCACCAUGACCCCCACCUCUCUAAAGAAACUUUCAUCUUUUCCCCCUCCUCUCAUGGGAGACGCGCAUUAUCUAAGGAGAAGAUGUUUGCUGUGGAAACAAAUGAUAAACUUCUUGUGACUCCUUACGUCUCCCAACAGCCUUGGCCGUAUGCUUCAGCUAACAGAUGGGUGGAUACAUAUUUCCUUUCCCAGGGACAGGGGUGAGAGUUGCUGAGGGCGAGGGAGAAAAAGAGUGGGGAAGGAGCAGGGACCUGGUGUUACAGACUAUUGUACAGUGUCAGAUACCAGUGGUGAUACUGUACGACACAAAUUGUUGUUACAGGUAAAGAUUGUUGUGUCUGAUUGUUUGUGAGGCAUCACACACCUGACUUCCCUCAUGAGGUUUUCAGUGUCACACACUACUGUCAGUGUCAAAUCUGUUAUGUUUCUUUUCUUGAAUACACAAAGGGCCAGUGCAAAGAGAAAGAAAAACAAAUGUGGCAUCAUAACAAUCUGAGAACAUGAAUAAAAACCACAGUAAAAUGGCAAAAAUGUCCUUUUUAUGACAAUGUCCUUUAUGAAUGCAGUGUGAAACACAAACACACGGGUCAGACCUUUGGAGCAUUUGGUGAGUUUGGUGAUAUUCAGACUGAUUUAGGCUUAGUUCAAGCCACAAGAUACAUGUGUGACUGAGCUGUUUGUACUCGUGAGUGAAGGAUGGAGAUUGAUGUGUGUUAUGCAUGUCAGUGUUCAGUACAGUGCAGGCAUCUGUGCAGGAAGUUUUGUGUCUUCGCCUUGAACCCUAGCUGUCCCAGUCCGGUCCUACUAGCCCGUCGUCGUCAGAGUCAGAGUCGGGCGAGGCUUCUUUGAUUCGGCGGAGCGCCUCGUGGAUACUCCUGGUCAGGGGGUCGGUGGAGGCCGGGAGUUCUCCUUGAUCCUUUAUCUCUUUUCUAGGGACACGCCUGAGUUUGACCCCCUUGCGGAUCUGAGCCAGAAUGCUGUUAGGAUCAUCAUCUCCCUUAGUGGAAGGCAGGGACCGCUGGUCGACCUUCUUCAGGUGGAAGCAGCCUCUUUUCAAUGAGGCCAGCACCUCGUCCAUGGGUGAACUCACUAAAAGAGGAAGAAGAAGAAGACUGUGAUUGGUUUAUGUGUAAGGUAAUUAAACAAAGCCCAUUGUGGUGAUUAAAAAGCCGUGCUACCUCUCCUGCUGUGGGAGUCAAACUCUGGAGUCUUCCUCAGCUUUUUCCGGGCGCUGACCAAUUGACUGCUGUCAAAGAAGCGAGGGAUAAACGGGCCAAGUGGGGAAAGAGAGAG